Gossypium arboreum is the source of this 2020-nucleotide messenger RNA. Its product is annotated as asparagine synthetase [glutamine-hydrolyzing]-like. NCBI's taxonomy places the organism in Eukaryota, Viridiplantae, Streptophyta, Magnoliopsida, Malvales, Malvaceae. Gene Ontology annotation, cellular component: cytosol. Gene Ontology annotation, molecular function: asparagine synthase (glutamine-hydrolyzing) activity. The record is from RefSeq and is a predicted model, not a curated record. The transcript has 13 exons. The coding region runs from base 106 to 1791 and encodes 561 amino acids.
UUUCCCUUCUCUUUGUAUCUCUUGUUGUCUCUUAGCUUGCACUAGUUCUUUAAAAAGAAAAGGAAGAAAAAAAAGGUGCUUGGGAGUGAGAAUCAUUGAAGGAAAAUGUGUGGGAUUUUAGCAGUUUUGGGUUGCUCUGAUGAUUCUCAGACUAAAAGGGCUCGAGUGCUGGAGCUUUCCCGCAGAUUGAAGCACCGUGGUCCUGAUUGGAGUGGACUCUACCAACACGGAGACUGCUAUUUGGCCCAUCAACGCCUUGCCGUCGUUGAUCCUAAUUCAGGUGACCAACCUCUCUUUAAUGAAGACAAGAGUGUUGCUGUCACUGUGAAUGGGGAGAUUUACAACCACGAACAACUGAGGAAGAAGUUGGUAAACCACAAAUUCAGUUCUGGCAGUGAUUGUGAUGUUAUUGCCCAUCUGUAUGAGGAGUAUGGGGAAGACUUUGUGGACAUGUUGGAUGGAAUCUUCUCAUUUGUGUUGCUAGAUGCCCGUGACAAUAGCUUCAUUGUUGCUCGUGAUGCUAUUGGGAUCACCUCCCUCUAUAUCGGCUGGGGCCUUGAUGGUUCGAUUUGGGUAUCAUCAGAGUUGAAAGGAUUGAAUGAUGCUUGUGAACAGUUUGAGAGCUUUCCGCCUGGACACAUGUACACUAGCAAAUCAAGAGGACUCAGGAGGUGGUACAAUCCACCCUGGUUCUCUGACUCUAUUCCAUCGGUUCCAUUUGAUCCGUUUGUUCUCAGACAUGCACUUGAGAAUGCUGUGAUCAAAAGGCUAAUGACUGAUUUCCCUUUUGGAGUUUUGCUAUCCGGAGGCCUUGAUUCUUCAUUGAUUACUUCUAUAACGGCUCGGUACUUGGCUGCUACCAAGGCUGCCAAACACGGGGGAAAGCUCCAUUCUUUCUGUAUCGGCCUAGAGGGUUCACCCGAUUUGAAAGCUGCAAGGGAGGUUGCAGAUUAUUUGGGCACUGUCCAUCAUGAGUUUCACUUCACCGUUCAAGAUGGAAUUGAUGCGAUUGAAGAUGUUAUCUACCACAUUGAAACCUAUGAUGUGACCACAAUCAGGGCAAGCACUCCUAUGUUUUUGAUGGCACGGAAGAUCAAAUCACUAGGAGUGAAGAUGCUUAUUUCUGGUGAAGGAGCCGAUGAGGUUUUUGGUGGAUAUUUGUAUUUCCACAAGGCACCAAAUAAGGAAGAAUUCCACCGUGAAACUUGCCGCAAGAUCAAAGCACUUCAUCAGUAUGAUUGCCUGAGAGCUAACAAAGCAACAUCAGCUUGGGGAUUGGAGGUUCGAGUACCUUUCUUAGACAAAGAAUUUCUCAACGUUGCCAUGUCUAUAGACCCCAAAUCAAAGAUGAUCAAAAAGGAUGAAGGACGCAUUGAGAAGUGGGUUCUUAGAAAGGCAUUUGAUGAUGAGGAGUGUCCAUAUCUGCCUAAGCAUAUCUUGUAUCGACAGAAAGAACAAUUUAGUGAUGGCGUUGGUUAUAGUUGGAUCGAUGGUCUUAAGGCGCAUGCUGCGGAUCGUGUGAGUGAUAAGAUGAUGGUUAAUGCUUCUUGUAUCUUUCCUCACAACACCCCGAAGACAAAAGAAGCAUAUUACUACAGGAUGAUUUUCGAGAGAUUCUUCCCUCAGAACUCGGCUAGAUUGACAGUCCCUGGAGGAGCUAGCGUGGCAUGCAGCACUGCUAAAGCUGUUGAGUGGGAUGUUGCCUGGAAGAACAACCUUGAUCCUUCAGGGAGGGCUGCCCUGGGAGUCCAUCUCUCAGCUUACGCAAUGUGCAAAUCUCCUGUCCUUUAGACCUUAAUUUUUUAUUCGACCAACUCGAGUCUAGGUACUUCAACUAAUUUCGCAAUUAGGGUUGGUUAUCUCAUCUUUAAAUUAGGGGCGUUUGUUAUGAGAACUUUGUUAGAGCUUUCUAUUCCAAAAUUAAGUUUAGCUAUGACGAUGAUAGUUUAACUUUCAUUUUCGUCAGUUCUUUUGUUAUGGGUGGAGAUGUUGAUAUAUUUGUUUCCUUCUUUGCGAGACA